Messenger RNA from Hydra vulgaris (swiftwater hydra), 1064 nucleotides. Its product is annotated as carbohydrate sulfotransferase 11. Gene Ontology annotation, cellular component: membrane. The record is from RefSeq and is a predicted model, not a curated record. Gene Ontology annotation, biological process: carbohydrate biosynthetic process. Gene Ontology annotation, molecular function: sulfotransferase activity. Lineage: Eukaryota; Metazoa; Cnidaria; Hydrozoa; Anthoathecata; Hydridae.
AAAAGCGAAAAUUAGAAGUUAAAAUUCAAGAGAUUGAUUAAUAAAAUAUAUCAAAAGGUAGUUUUAAACUAUGGAAUAUAAAACGAUAUUGAUAAUGUAUAUUUUUUGUGCUAGCAAAUCGAUUAUGUAUAGUUCAGAUAAUCAAACCGCAAAAGCUAGUAAAAAUAAUCGCUUUGGAUUGAAAAUGUUGUCUUCAAUUAGUCGUGUCAAGCGAAAUAUUCAAUCAACAGGACUUUUUGAUCAACAAGAAAACAGACAGACAGUAAUGCUCGAAUUUUGUAAAUCUAAUUUUUCAAGUAAAAUAAUAGACGAUCACAUGAUUUACACUGACAAAGAAAGUCUUCUUUACUGCUACAUACCUAAGGCUGCUUGUACAACUUGGAAAAGAAUGUUUCAGCUAUUUGAUGGAAAAAUGGAUUUAAAUCAAGUGAUGGCUGUUGAAAAAAAUGCAGUUCAUAAGCUCCAUUAUGAUAAUUUUACAAGUCUGGACGAUGCUCAAAAAGAUUUUCGUCAGAAAAACUUUUACUCAUUUUUAAUAAGUCGUCAUCCAUUUGAAAGACUUUUAUCAGCGUACAGAAAUAAAUUUCGGGAUCCUUACACAACGCAUUAUCAAAAGAGUUACGGCUCAGAGAUUCUUCGAUUAUAUAGAAAAGACCUUAAAGAAGAGCAGUAUAUGAAGGGAGAGGGUGUUACGUUUCAAGAAUUUAUUAAGUAUGUUAUAUCUGGAAAACCUUUUGAUAAACAUUGGCGUCCUAUGACACAGCUUUGCUCUCCGUGUCAAUUACAGUACAAAUACUUAGGCAAAAUGGAAACAUUAUUUGAAGACGCUAACGCGAUUCUUCAAAACACUGGUAUAUCUCAAAAGUUUUUAUUUCCCUUAAAUUCAAGAGAUCGUUAUAAGCCAAUUUCAACAACCGAAAUGAAAAAGCAAUUUUUGAGUUUAAAGAUUUCAGAAAUUAGAAAGUUGUACAACAUAUAUAAGGACGAUUUUCUUGCUUUUGGUUAUACUCUACCGUAUUAUAUUAAAAAACUCAUAAAAGUAUAGAACUCAACAAAUUUUUAUA